CGGGCAAGUCUCGCUCCCAAAUCGCAACUGCGUUUCGUCACCGCCUUUCUGAUCGUCGCCUCCUACGAUUUUUAAGUGUGCGCGUUCACUGCGGUGCUCUCACCCGUGAGGAACGUUAGAAAAAUUCGUACAGGGGAAAUUCCUUACCUUUACAAGGUUUUAAAGGAUUGCUGUAUGUCUGCCGGUAUUCAGAACCUCAAAACUUUUGACCCCUUUGCUGAUGCCAUCAGGGGUGAUGAGCAAGGUGUCCAGGACGGUCUAAUCCACGUUCGUAUCCAGCAGCGCAACGGUCGGAAGACCCUCACGACAGUGCAGGGCAUAUCAGAUGACUAUGACAAGAAGAAAAUCGUGAGGGCCUGCAAAAAGGAGUUUGCCUGCAACGGCACAGUGGUGGAGCAUCCCGAGUAUGGCGAAGUCAUGCAGCUGCAAGGAGACCAGCGCAACAACAUCUGCCAGUUCCUGACGCGCAUCGGCAUUGCCAAGCCCGAGCAGCUCAAGGUGCACGGCUUCUGAGCAGCACACCAUGUACCUUCUGCUCGUGGACCACUUCCACCAACAAAAAUCAGCACCAGAUUGACGCCCAGACCUUUCCGGGAGGAUGUGGCUGGGAGAUUUCUUUUUUGCUUGUCUGUUCUUUCUGUCCUAAAUAAAAUUGUACAAAAUGG
This is a messenger RNA of Dermacentor silvarum, 665 nucleotides long. It is a transcript of the gene eIF1, whose product is annotated as eukaryotic translation initiation factor 1. Gene Ontology annotation, molecular function: RNA binding; ribosomal small subunit binding; translation initiation factor activity. The record is from RefSeq and is a predicted model, not a curated record. The transcript is spliced from 3 exons. NCBI's taxonomy places the organism in Eukaryota, Metazoa, Arthropoda, Arachnida, Ixodida, Ixodidae. Gene Ontology annotation, biological process: translational initiation. Gene Ontology annotation, cellular component: eukaryotic 43S preinitiation complex. The coding region runs from base 175 to 513 and encodes 112 amino acids.